Molecule: messenger RNA, 2312 nt
Organism: Syngnathus acus (greater pipefish)
Lineage: Eukaryota; Metazoa; Chordata; Actinopteri; Syngnathiformes; Syngnathidae
Gene: ctsl.1
Product: cathepsin L.1
Exons: 18
Coding region: 32-2125 (697 amino acids)
Biological process (GO): immune response
Cellular component (GO): lysosome
Molecular function (GO): cysteine-type endopeptidase activity
Source: RefSeq, a predicted model, not a curated record
ACACACAAACACACACACCGAGGCAGACAAGAUGAAGCUGCUUCUGCUUUCUGCUGCCUUUCUGGCUGUGGCCAGCUGUGCGAGCAUCUCCCUGGAGGAUCUAGAGUUCCACGCAUGGAAGCUCAAGUUUGGGAAGUCCUACAGUUCGCCGUCAAAAGAAUCUGAACGCAAGGACAUCUGGCUAAACAAUCGCAAACUGGUGCUCAUGCACAACAUGCUAGCCGAGGAGGGCAUCAAGUCCUACCGCCUCGGCAUGACCUUUUUCGCGGAUCUGGAAAACAAAGAGUACAGGCAGUUGGUUUCCAAAGGGUGCCUGCUGCACUUCAACACUUCUAUCCCUCGGGAGGGUUCCACCUUCCUGUCGUCGUUCCACGAAGCUGACCUGCCACACACCGUGGACUGGAGAGACAAGGGAUACGUCACCGAUGUCAAGGAUCAGAAGCAGUGUGGCUCUUGUUGGGCUUUCAGCACAACGGGAUCUUUGGAGGGUCAGACCUUCAGAAAAACGGGCAAGUUGGUGUCUCUGAGCGAGCAGCAGUUGGUGGACUGCUCUGGUGACUUUGGCAACAUGGGCUGCAUGGGAGGCCUUAUGGAUGACGCCUUUCAGUACAUCCAGAAAAACGGGGGAAUCGACACCGAGGAGUCUUAUCCUUACGAGGCUGAGGAUGGAAAGUGCCGCUACGACCCGGCCAACAUCGGUGCCACCUGCACGGGAUACGUCGACGUGAAAAAAGGCGACGAACGCGCCCUGAAGGAGGCAGUGGCUACGGUCGGACCCGUGUCGGUUGCCAUUGAUGCUUCGCAUGCCUCCUUCCAGCUUUACGAAUCAGGCGUCUACGAUGAGCCACAGUGCAGCAGCUCGGAGUUGGACCACGGAGUUCUGGCUGUAGGUUACGGCACGGACAACGGACAAGACUACUGGCUGGUCAAGAACAGCUGGGGUCUCGAUUGGGGAGACAAGGGCUACAUCAUGAUGAGUCGGAACAAACGCAACCAGUGUGGAAUCACGACCGCAGCAAGCUACCCCUUAGCUGCUGACAGCCACCUGACUGGACACACCGCAGAAAUUCCUGGUUACAUUGCAGUUAUCGACACAAACACACACACCGAGGCAGACAAGAUGAAGCUGCUUCUGCUUUCUGCUGCCUUUCUGGCUGUGGCCAGCUGUGCGAGCAUCUCCCUGGAGGAUCUAGAGUUCCACGCAUGGAAGCUCAAGUUUGGGAAGUCCUACAGUUCGCCGUCAAAAGAAUCUGAACGCAAGGACAUCUGGCUAAACAAUCGCAAACUGGUGCUCAUGCACAACAUGCUAGCCGAGGAGGGCAUCAAGUCCUACCGCCUCGGCAUGACCUUCUUCGCGGAUCUGGAAAACAAAGAGUACAGGCAGUUGGUUUCCAAGGGGGGCCUGCUGCACUUCAACACUUCUAUCCCUCGGGAGGGUUCCACCUUCCUGUCGUCGUUCCACGAAGCUGACCUGCCACGCACCGUGGACUGGAGAGACAAGGGAUACGUCACCGAUGUCAAGGAUCAGAAGCAGUGUGGCUCUUGUUGGGCUUUCAGCACAACGGGAUCUUUGGAGGGUCAGACCUUCAGGAAAACGGGCAAGUUGGUGUCUCUGAGCGAGCAGCAGUUGGUGGACUGCUCUGGUGACUUUGGCAACAUGGGCUGCAAGGAAGGCCGUGUGGAUGGCGCCUUUCAGUACAUCCAGAAAAACGGGGGAAUCGACACCGAGGAGUCUUAUCCUUACGAGGCUGAGGAUGGUAAGUGCCGCUACGACCCGGCCAACAUCGGUGCCACCUGCACGGGAUACGUCGACGUGAAAAAAGGCGACGAACGCGCCCUGAAGGAGGCAGUGGCUACGGUCGGACCCGUGUCGGUUGCCAUUGAUGCUUCGCAUGUCUCCUUCCAGUUUUACAAAUCAGGCGUCUACGAUGAACCACUGUGCAGCAGCUCGGAGUUGCACCACGCAGUUCUGGCUGUAGGUUACGGCACGGACAACGGACAAGACUACUGGCUGGUCAAGAACAGCUGGGGUCUCGAUUGGGGAGACAAGGGCUACAUCAUGAUGAGUCGGAACAAACGCAACCAGUGUGGAAUCGCGACCGCAGCAAGAUACCCCUUAGUGUGAACACGUUUGGAGGGAAGGAGCCAGAGGAGAAGAAAAAUCACAGACAAUAUUUGAUUUGAUAACAAACUUGUACUUUGUAUAUUCUGACCUUUUUUUUAAUUUUCAAAUAUCAAACUGAUUACAAGACCAUCACAAAAAUGUACCCCUCUUCAAAUUUAUAUAAAAGAAUCGGACUUGAACAGGUUAA